Molecule: messenger RNA, 1071 nt
Organism: Rotaria socialis
Lineage: Eukaryota; Metazoa; Rotifera; Eurotatoria; Philodinida; Philodinidae
Source: the annotation of a GenBank genome assembly
AUGCUUAAAAAAAGAAUCCAAGAUGUUCUCUACGAAUCUAACUCUGUAUUAUUACCUAUUGAAGGCUAUCAAAAUGAACGACUAGUACCAUUGGAAGAAGCAAUUGUGCCACUCUUCACAAUUUUCGAUAGAAAAAUACUUCAGAGGAAUGUGUGGAUUGCAAAAAAACGUUGCGAAAGCCCCGCUGAUGGUUUAUCACGAGAUGAGUCGGCAUCAAUUACACUCUAUACAUUUGAAUGGAAUACGAAUGAAAGUAGUUUUUAUUUUAUUUUGAAUCAAACAUUACGUAUGGAAGACCGACAAAAACUCAAACCAUGGUUUUUAUAUUUAAAACUAUUUAUUACUGCUCUUUCUCGACUUCCACCUAUUGCUGACACUGCUUAUCGAGGUAUAAAAGCUGAUUUGACAAAUCAAUAUAAACCUAAUAGCUAUUCAGUUUGGUGGGGUGUGAGUUCAUGUACUGAUAAUAUUGAAAUCUUACAGUCAGAGCAAUUUUGUGGUAAGACCGGUACGCGGACAAUAUUUGUUAUUAAAUGUCUUAAUGGUCGUUCUAUUAGAAAUCAUUCAUAUUAUCAACAAGAAAACGAAAUCAUAUUAAUGCCUGGUAGUUAUUUUCAAGUGGAUGGCUGUUACGAUCCUUCUGAUGAAUUUCAUAUGGUACAACUUCGAGAAAUAAAACCACCAUAUGAUUCUGUCCCACGCGCUGAUACCAAUCAAUGGCGUCAAACAACACCUGGCAUAUGUCUUGAAGGUAUUUGUACCAAUACAGAUUGCAUCGCGUAUCAACAAGAAGUUAUUAUUCCUAUUGGUUUCAGAAAAUUUAACGUUCUUACUGAUGCGACUGCAUCGAUAUCUAAAUGCCCACUAUGUUCUACCUAUAGCAAAGUUUCAAAGAUAGGUUUUAGCCAUUGUCAAUGGCGCUAUCGUGGCAUUAAACAGCGCGUAUCCGGUGAACAACCUAUUAGCUGCAUGGAUGAAUGGUGUGAUAUUGGUGAAUACUCAAUUUUCAAACAUGAAUCUCAAGAAACAUAUACUUGGCUUCAAUUGAUUAUCGAGGCAAAACCAAAAUGA